UGCAGUGGCUUGACCGUUGCAGUUUCAGACGUUAUAGUUGACCGGUCCCCGUAACACGAAGCGCUAUAGUUUUAAUAUAUUGCUUCCGUUUUCGGCAUGAAGCGACUGUGGUUUUUAGGGCUAAUCUGUGCCCUUCUUGUAUUUGCUUCUGUAAAGGCGGAUGAUGAGGUCGAUAUUGACGGUACUAUUGAGGAAGACCUGGGCAAGAGCCGAGAUGGAUCCCGAACAGACGACGAAGUUGUUCAGAGAGAGGAAGAAGCGAUUCAGUUAGAUGGCCUAAAUGCAGCACAAAUAAAGGAAAUUCGAGAGAAGUCAGAAAAACAUGCCUUCCAGGCAGAAGUGAAUCGAAUGAUGAAGCUGAUCAUAAACUCUCUUUAUAAAAACAAGGAGAUCUUCUUGAGGGAAUUGAUCUCCAAUGCUUCCGAUGCCCUGGAUAAAAUUCGGCUGCUCUCCCUGACUGAUGAUGAUGCGCUUGCUGGGAAUGAAGAGCUGACUGUUAAAAUCAAGUCGGACAAGGAAAAGAAUAUGCUUCACAUCACGGACACUGGUAUUGGCAUGACGAAGGAUGAAUUGGUUAGGAACCUGGGUACUAUCGCCAAGUCGGGCACUAGUGAGUUCCUCAACAAGAUGACGGAGAUGCAGUCGGAGGGCCAGUCGACCUCUGAGCUGAUUGGCCAGUUCGGUGUAGGCUUCUACUCUGCUUUCCUGGUGGCGGACAGAGUCAUAGUCACGUCCAAGCAUAACAAUGGCACCCAGCACAUCUGGGAGUCUGACUCUAAUGAGUUCUCGGUCAUCGAGGAUCCUCGUGGUGACACCCUGGGUAGAGGAACCACAAUCACUUUGGUAAUGAAAGAAGAAGCUUCAGACUACCUGGAGUUGGAGACCAUCAAGAACCUUGUGAGGAAGUACUCGCAGUUCAUCAACUUCCCCAUCUAUGUGUGGAGCAGCAAGACUGAGACUGUGGAGGAGCCCAUUGAGGAGAUGGAGGCUGAGAAGGAAACCACUGAGGAUGAGGCUGAGGUGGAGGAAGAGGAUGAGGAAAAGGACAAAGCCAAGACCAAGAAGGUGGAGAAGACCGUGUGGGACUGGGAGCUGAUGAAUGACAUCAAGCCCAUCUGGCAGAGGCCUGCCAAAGAGGUGGAGGAGGAUGAGUACAAGGCGUUCUACAAGACCUUCUCAAGGGACAGCGAUGAGCCCAUGAGUCACAUCCACUUCACUGCUGAGGGUGAGGUCACGUUCAAGUCCAUCCUAUUCAUCCCUGCCACAGCUCCCAGAGGUCUUUUUGAUGAGUAUGGAUCCAAGAAGAAUGACUUCAUCAAGCUGUUUGUGCGUAGAGUCUUCAUCACUGAUGACUUUCACGAUAUGAUGCCCAAAUAUCUGAACUUCAUCAAGGGUGUGGUGGACUCUGAUGACCUCCCCCUAAAUGUGUCAAGAGAGACCCUGCAGCAGCACAAGCUACUGAAGGUCAUCCGCAAGAAGCUGGUGCGCAAGACCCUGGACAUGAUCAAGAAGAUUGCUGAGGAGCAGUACAACGAUAAGUUCUGGAAGGAGUUUGGUACCAACAUCAAGCUGGGUGUGAUUGAAGACCACUCCAACAGGACCCGCUUGGCCAAGCUGCUGCGAUUCCAGACCUCCCACAGUGAGACAGAGCUUGCCAGCCUGGAGCAGUAUGUGGAGAGGAUGAAGGAGAAGCAGGACAAGAUCUACUUCAUGGCUGGAACCAGCAGGAAGGAGGCUGAGUCAUCUCCCUUUGUGGAGGCACUACUGAAGAAGGGCUAUGAGGUCGUCUACCUGACUGAGCCUGUGGAUGAGUACUGUAUCCAGGCCCUGCCAGAGUUUGAUGGCAAGCGCUUCCAGAAUGUAGCCAAGGAGGGUGUAAAGUUCGAUGAGAGUGACAAGGCCAAGGAAAAGAGGGAAGCUCUGGAGAAGGAGUUUGAACCCCUCACCACCUGGAUGAAGGACACCUCCUUGAAGGACAAGAUUGAGAAGGCUGUGCUGUCCCAAAGGCUGACCAAGUCUCCCUGUGCCCUUGUAGCCAGCCAGUAUGGCUGGUCUGGAAACAUGGAAAGGAUCAUGAAGGCUCAAGCCUACCAGACAGGCAAAGACAUUUCCACAAAUUAUUAUGCAAGUCAGAAGAAAACUUUAGAAAUCAACCCCAAACAUCCCCUCAUUAAGGAGAUGCUCAAGAGAGUACAGACUAAUCCAGAAGACCAGACUGCAUCAGAUCUGGCCGUGGUCUUGUUCGAGACGGCUACCCUGCGCUCUGGCUACCAGCUGGCUGACACCAAGGCUUAUGGGGACAGGAUUGAGCGCAUGCUCCGCCUUAGCAUGAACGUAGACCUCGAGGAGCAGGUGGAGGAGGAACCUGAGGAGGAACCUGAGGAGACGGCAGAGGAGGAGGAGGACACUGAGGAGGAAGACAUUAAAACGGAUGAGGAGGAUGUUGAAGAGAAGGAAACCACAGAGAAAGAUGAGCUGUAAGACUGAGCUGGAGCUGGGGCUGGGGAGACAGGGUGAAGGCUGCAUCCAGGGUGGUCAAUCGUCCUCUUCAUGGGGGUGGGCUUGGAGAAACUGGGAAUAGGGCUGGGUGGUUUUUUUUAAGGCGCUGCUUGUGUUUGAAAUUUUUUUUUUUCUACAUUCCUCAUGACUGUAAAUUUGUUAAUAUUUAACUGACCCGGUUAUGGAGUGCUGAGUUCCCAUCGUGUGAACCAUUAAAUGUUUCCAGAAA
Molecule: messenger RNA, 2728 nt
Organism: Electrophorus electricus (electric eel)
Lineage: Eukaryota; Metazoa; Chordata; Actinopteri; Gymnotiformes; Gymnotidae
Gene: hsp90b1
Product: heat shock protein 90, beta (grp94), member 1
Biological process (GO): protein folding
Molecular function (GO): ATP binding; ATP-dependent protein folding chaperone; ATP hydrolysis activity
Source: RefSeq, a predicted model, not a curated record